This is a messenger RNA of Xyrichtys novacula (pearly razorfish), 4574 nucleotides long. The record is from the annotation of a GenBank genome assembly. NCBI's taxonomy places the organism in Eukaryota, Metazoa, Chordata, Actinopteri, Labriformes, Labridae.
AGAAAAGUCUGUGUCGAUUUGAUUUUUGACAAUGAAUGAACUUGAAAUGUGUGACGAACGAUCGCUGAGUUGUCAACAAAGAAAUUCAGUUUUAUAUAAGACGACAUGUCCAAAGAGAUUAUUGCUCGUGUGCAUAUCAUCUUAAAACUGAGGACAUUCGGAACAACACUUUUGCUCACACAGCUGAGUUUGUGCUUCUUUUUUUUUCAUUCAAAAGGAAACUCUCGAGAAAGAGGGCAGAGAGGGCAUCCAUAAGGCCAUGUACUCACUCCUUUCCUGGGUCCUGGAGCAGAGCAGAUCCACCAUCCAGGCCUUCUGGAGCAACUUGUCCAAAGACUACAACCUUGACAGCUACACCAAGCUGCAGACGCUGCUGACAAACUCGCAGCUGAGUAUGUAGUGUUCAGUUUUCACCAAAAUGAUAUGAAUUACACCACACAGACCAAACUGGAUAAAAGACUUGACUUUGGUAUAACAGUGUGGCCUAUAUACUUCCGUACAUAUCAAAUUUUUAUGUCAUUUUUGAGCUCAAUUAAUUGAUACAUUUGUAAAAAAUCAAACAAAAAAAAAAAGCUUAUUUUCUUUAUAAAAUGUAUCUAAAUAACCAUCUAGAGCUAGAACAUUUCUACUACAUGUCCACAUUAUUUCAAACUUUCCCUUUAUCUCAGGACAAAGUUGUUACUUUAGAUAUAAUUAUUUUGUCCUUAUUUUAUUGCCAUUUGGCUGACAGGACAGGAUUCUGCAGGUUCCAGCUGUGAGAAAAAAUCCUCUGGUGUCCACAAAAUAUCUCACAGCAAGAAAAGGAGUCAUGAGGACAGAGGCACCAAGUCUCACAAUCAACAUCUACAGUAUCAUGCCAAGACAAGCAACGGAGCAGGUCACUUCUCGUGAUACCUCUGACGACAAAGAAAUAUAAUGUAAUCGAAGACCUUAUUUUCCAUUUGAAAUAGAAAAGUUGGUGAUGAAAACAUGUGCUUUUGAUUUUUUUCCUGCAGGGAGUAAAGUGAAGUUAUUCAGACUGAAGAGUGAAACUACAGCCCAACAGAUAACAUCUGAAAAUGGUUAAAAACACGACUCAUAUGUUAAAGAUAAACCUCUAAUACAGCAGAUAAAUUCAUAAUCUUUGUUUCUUCUUAGGUCGUUCAAGUGAGGGAUCAGCUGCUCUGUCUUUCUCCUCCUCUGGUUCCUUAUCGAACCUACAAAGCAGCCAUGAAGCCAGAGAAAAGACGCCCAUUGUUCAAAUGUUUGACUCAAAUGUUAAGAGUUUAGGUGAGUGUCUGUGUCUCUCAGUUUCAAAUAUAAAAUAUUUCUAAAAUCUGAGUCAGUGUGUGUUUUGGACUAGUCUUGAUCUUAAGUAUUUCUGAUUCAACAGGACCUGCCAUAAAGUGUAUCAAAGUUGGGGAGGAGUUUUACUCUGGUGGUCAGUCAGAGGAGAUGAAUGACAAUGGAGAGGGGACGUUUCACCACAAGGGGGAGACAAACACUUGUGUGGUAAAGACUCGGCUCAGUCACAGUCAACUAUAUGUCCUUGUGUUUGUUUUUUUUAAGUGUAUUAUUUGGGUUGGCUCCCUGUUCAGGUUCAUUAUAACGAUGAUGAGUGUGCGGUGUGUAAAGACGGGGGUGAGCUCAUCUGUUGCGAUGGAUGUCCCCGGGCUUUUCACCUGACCUGCCUCCACCCUCCACUCAUAUCCAUACCAAGGUAAAAAUCAACAAUGUUUUAGUCUUUCUGUUUCAGCUGUUAUAUUAAAAUAAGUGAGAUAAACGAUGAUUAAUGUGUCUUAGUGUUGUGUUAUUCGCGAAUGAUUUGUUCAAAAGAACCAAAUCUUUUAAGUGAACAUACUGAACAUCACUUCCACAAGUGAUUCGUUCGUUUCUCACUUAAGUUGAGCUGAAGUGAGAAAUAGUAUUGCCAGUCGAGCAGCCGGCGAAUGAGGGACCACAUGCACCAACUCCUGAAUCACUUGGUGAACGAUUCACGCAUUGAACUACACUCUCUGGAAUCAUUUUUGUCAGACAAAACUACCUUUUUUUCCCCCCUUCUAAAUUGCCACCACAACAACUUGCAUACAAUAGGACACAGCAUGUAACAAGUAGUGCAUUGAACCCGCAGCAUCCUAUCAUUGCAGCGGUUUGUGAGGAAACGGUGCAUGUUCAGUGUAAAUUCUUCUAAGUGAACGAAUCACUCACUGAGCCCAGUUUACAGAGCAGACCUGAUAAAUAGCAUACCAUAGGACAGUCCACUUAAAACAUUGUGACUUAUAAACAAGUUCAUUUUUACAAAACUUUCUCAGGCUUCUCCCACCAAGCGCAACAUGAUUCGGUGAUUUGGUGAACGAAUCUGAUUCUAGUGAUUCAGUACAUCUAAAAGAACUGCCGUGCCCAUCACUAAUGUGUCUGUUUUUUUUUGUAUAUGAGCAAAUGUAUGUUGUACAUUUUCUAGAAAUUAAGUUUUUGCGCCAUAUUCAAUUGAAAAUUUGCAGUGGUCCGUGGCAAUGUGAGUGGUGCUGUGGAAGCAGAGUGAAAAGAGAGAAAACCCAACUACCUUUGCAAGUAAGUAUCUGAGGGAAGAUUGUACGAGAGACUUUAUAUUUUUCAUGCUUUUUUAUUUUGCCUCUAACCUUGACGAAACUUUCUUUAUGCAAAUGUACUAUACUGCAAGACUAUCAAAUACUGAUUAUCUUGAUCACCAUCAUAAUGUUCUGUACUCACAGCCAAUCAUUGCUCAGCCUCUGCAAACAAACACAAGCUCCAGUUCCUCCAUCACAGACUCCUCGCUCUUCUCCUCACUGUCCUCCUCAUCUUCUCACACCGCUGCCACAACCUCUAUGAUCAACCCUGGUGGAAGAAACCCCCAGGUAAAGGUUUGGUGAUUUCUUGUUUUUGUAAAAUGAAAUCUGCUUCAGUCUUUUUGCACAUUUUGUGUCACUGUUUCUUGCCAUAAUAGCUCUGUUCAGAUUCAGAUACUUCACAAACUGUUGAUUAGUACUCAGGUGGAGAGUUAGUGAGUAUGAGGGAGGUUUGUGGAGUGUGUCACCUUGGAGGAGGAGGAGACCUGACCCGCUGCCUCCAGUGUCUGCAGCAUUUCCACUUGCACUGCCACUUUUCCAAGUAAGACAUCCAUCCCUCACCUCUUCUGCAACUUAAACUGUUAGUUACAAACUCUUAAUGGCAAACUUGUUUAUAUAUUUGUUUAACACCAAGUUACUACAAACUGAGACUUUGGCUGAGCAUAAACAUUUGUGGCUUCUAAAUGUGUAUUUGAUUGUGCUGUAAUAAAUAUUGUUAUGCCACUCAACAUUAAAACAAGCAAGACGCCACCACUAUGAACGAUAAAGAGUCUGAUCACCCUCAAUAAAUGUGCUUGUUUGUCAGAGGGAGAUCAAUCUGCUUGUCCUGCUCAAAGUCCUGGGUAAGCUCUGCAGAGCAGGACUCUGAUUCCCGAGGUGUACAGGUCUGCAUAAACACUCUGCAAGUUUACAGACAUAUAUGCACAUUUGUUAAUUGAAUAUAACAGAGUGUAAUCUAUGGAAUCUGUCACUAUAUGUGUGUGAAUACAGCUCCCCCAAGUGGUUCAAAACACGCUUUGUCAUGGUCAGAGCGCCUCUCCCCAUGAUCCCACCCUCCAUAAGGAUGAGCUGGACUCUAUUCUGGGAGACGUGAGUGAGGCUCAGUUUUGUAUUUGUACGCAGAUAUGAAAGAAAAAAAACAAACACACCUGUGGUUUUUAAUAGUCUCCUGUCCUGGUGAGAACGCAGCUUCAUAGAGUUUAGUUGGGGAUGUUCCUGAGAAAAAACAGCCUGAAGACGAGAAAAAUCCACUGUUGUCAUUUUUGAUCUGUGAGAAUAGGAGAAUAAACACCUUUUCAACAUAUCAACCACAAAAAAAAAAUAAAAUAAAAUAAAAUAAAUAAAUAAAUAAGAAUUAUUUCAGUCAGUUCUCUUGUAACAUUUCAUAAUCCAAAUUAUUUAAUACUAGAAAUGUUGGAAAGUUGUAUUUGUGUCGUAAUAACCAGCUUGGUUAUUUUGAGAUAAGUGCUGGCAUGUAUGAAUUGAUAGCAUCUCAUGAGUGGAAAAAUGAAUUAAUAAGAAAAUGUUCUGAUUUAACCUGAUAAAUCUCUUUAUCCACAUGAGAAUCUGGUAAAGAUUAUUGUCCGUGCAUUCUUCAUGUCGAUACCGUCACGUGUUGACCAUGUGACGGUCGACAGUGCAUCCACUCAUCUUGCAGUAUUUCUGUUUUCUGUCUUUCAUCUCUCAGCAGGGCUCCAUUGAUGGUAUCUUCCAGUGGGCUUUCCACAACAUGGCCCGUCCUCUUUUAGACUCUCAAGGAUGCUUCCAGUGACAGAUGAGGACCAGUCUUGCUCUUACUGAGAAGACUCACAGUUUGAAGUUACGGAAACAAAGAAAAUGGAAAAUAUUUUGACUCUGCUUAGCGCCAAAUAUGAUUAAAACUUGAGAAAUGACAUUCUUGGGAUCAACACAACGGAACUGGUCCAAUCAGUGCAUAUUUGCUAGGGUUAAAGUCUGACUUUUAGCGAUGCUAUUUAUACUUUAUCCUCAAUGACUUGGCAGUCUGAA